AUGGAUGUCUCCGGUUUGCGCAACCAGCGCGUGGCAGCUGAGCCCGAUCAGCUCGGCUUGGAAGUCCAAAACGACUUUUUGGACUUUUUGCAGCGCUUCCGCGUCGAGGGCAAGGACGAGCCACAUUAUGCGCUAGCUGCACAACAAAUGACACUCGAGGAGGUCGAAACCAACACCAUUUACAUCAACUUUGGACAUCUCCAACAGUACUCGGAGCAGCUGAGCAUGCAGAUCCUAACGGACUACUAUCGCUUCAUGCCAUUCAUGCAAGAGGCCACUCGCCAGUUCGUUGUCAGUCUGUUCCCGGCUCGAGAGGCGGAUGAGCAGGGCAACUUGCGACCUUACUACCCCGCCUUUUUCCACCUUCCCUCCAUCAAUUCAAUCCGAGAUCUCAAGACACAGCUGAUCGGUCACCUGGUUGCCAUCAAAGGCACGGUCGUCCGUACCUCUGCUGUACACCCCGAGCUGGUGCGUGGUACCUUCACGUGCUUGGACUGUGGCGAGAUUAUGCGCAAUAUUGAGCAGCAGUUCCAAUACACUGAGCCCACCCGCUGCACCGCCAACGGUUGUGAAAACCGCCAACGGUUCAAGCUCGAGCUUGAUCAAUCACACUUUGUUGAUUUCCAAAAAGUGCGCAUUCAAGAAUCGUCGGACGAGAUUCCUUCGGGCAGCAUGCCCCGCAGUGUCGACGUGAUUCUGCGCCACAACGCGGUAGAGCAGGCCAAGGCUGGCGACAAGAUCAUUUUCAUUGGUACCCUGAUCGUCCUUCCCGACAUUGCCCAAUUAUCCGGCAACAAAGCAGCUGUUGUACGCGGUGGUGGUCGCUCGGGCGAAGGAUAUAGCGAGGAGGGUAUCACUGGAUUAAAAGCACUUGGCGUUCGCGACCUGACAUACCGCAUGGCCUUUUUGGCAACAACCGUUCAACAAGAAGGUGCCGAGACCGGUGUGGUCAACAUUCGCGACGAGCAUGCAACCAUCCAGUCCAUUGUUGCCGAGUUUACGGAGGAGGAACGUCAAAAAGUCCUGCAAAUGAAAGAGGACCCUGAUCUCUACCGCAAAAUGGUUGACUCCAUCUGUCCUUCGGUCUUUGGUGAGCCACUGCCUCUGAACCACGACAAACGUCACGACGAGGUCAAGCGCGGCGUUUUGCUUAUGCUCUUUGGUGGUGUACACAAGACUACUCCUGAAGGGAUCUCGCUUCGCGGUGACAUCAAUGUCUGCAUUGUCGGCGAUCCAUCCACGGCCAAGAGCCAGUUUCUCAAAUAUGUGGUGGACUUUGUGCCCCGUGCUGUCUACACGUCAGGCAAGGCCUCGACGGCUGCCGGUCUGACAGCCGCCGUGGUUCGGGACGAUGACAGCAACGAGUUUUUCAUUGAGGCCGGCGCCCUCAUGCUGGCUGACAAUGGUAUUUGCUGCAUUGACGAGUUUGACAAAAUGGACCAACGUGACCAAGUGGCCAUUCAUGAAGCCAUGGAACAGCAAACCAUCUCCAUCACCAAGGCUGGCAUUCAGGCAACGCUCAACGCCCGCACCUCCAUCUUGGCGGCCGCCAACCCCAUUGGGGGUCGCUACGACAAGGGCAAGCCUUUGCGUAGCAACGUUGCAUUGACCAGUCCUAUCAUGUCUCGCUUUGAUCUGUUCUUUGUGAUUGUGGACGAGUGCAACGAAGUCACAGACUACAACAUUGCCCGCCACAUCACCAAGCUGCACCAGCUUCAGGAUGAGGCUGUGGAGACGGAAUACACCACUGACGAGUUGCAACGCUACAUUCGAUUUGCGCGUGCCAUCAAUCCGCGUAUGACGCGAGAAGCUCAGAAAGUGUUGGUCAAAGAAUAUCGCAAACUUCGGCAAAACGAUGCCACAGGCAUCAACCAGUCGAGCUAUCGCAUUACUGUGCGCCAGCUUGAGAGCUUGAUCCGUCUUGCCGAAGGACGUGCACGUCUGCAAUGCGACGAAGAGAUCAAAGCCGCCCACGUGUAUGAAGCGGUUCGCUUGCUGCGCAAGUCUAUUAUUCAUGUUGAGACUGAAGAUCUGCUGCUGGAUGACGAUUAUGCAGAGGAGAGUGCAGCCGAUGUGCCAACAAGCCAGAACACCAGCGCCAUGGAUGUUGACCAAGCUGCCGAGGCCCCAGAGCGGCAACGAUCGGCUCGCACCAUCUCCUACGAUGCGUACAUGCGUCGUGCCGAGCAAAUCGUUCACUUUGUCGCACGUCGGGAGCAACAAGGGACAACUGUGCGCGACGUGGUCCAGGCAUAUCUAAAGGAUCACGAAGCCGACUUUGACAGUGUUGAUGCCAUUGACGAGGAGCGGGAACAGCUGCUCCUUAUCAUCAAGCGCAUGAUUGAAGUGGACUCUGUGCUUCUCUACGCGCCAAUUUUCAUACGUGAUAACGAGUCAGGGACUGUGAAAAGUGUCAAGCGAGAUAUCCAAGAGCGCAGCCAUGUUCGCGAGUAUGCCGGGAAGCGUGUCGCCAUUGAUGUGGCCGCUUGGUUGUAUAAAGGCGCGUAUGGCUGCGCCUUGGAGCUACAGAGCAAUCCAAAUGAUACGGAUGCCUAUAUUCGCCUUGUGAUGAGUCGUGUGUUUAUGCUGAAAUCCUUUGGCAUAACACCCGUUCUCGUCUUUGACGGUGCCUCCUUGCCCAGCAAGGAAACACAACCGAGGCUGCGCAAGCCUUCAAGUCAAGUCUCGACGUCACCAUGGAUAUGCGGCUCCGCUGUGCUGCAGCAUGUCGCCGCUAUCAAAUCGGUACAAACUGAGGGAGAGGCGAAUUGCAUCACUUGGUACACGCGCUUGUCCAUAGAGUACAUUAUCGCGCCCUAUGAAGCCGAUGCGCAGAUGGCUUACAUGUAUCACCAAGGCCUGGUCGAGGCUGUCAUUUCCGAAGAUUCAGACUUGUUGGUUUUCAACGUUCGCGACGUUUUUUUCAAGCUGGAUAGCAGCGGUUUUGGCAUUCGCAUUCAGCUGGACAACUUGGGUUGUGACUACUUACCCGCCUACUCGGACAAGCAUCCACGUGGCGUUAGCCUCAAGGUAGCCCUCGAUUACAUCAAUCGCUGCCAGGGCAAUCUCAAGGAAACCCAAGCGCUUCUGGGCCGCCGGCACGCCCUUCAUGACGGCUUUAGUGAGGCAUUUGAACAGGCGGACAAGACGUUUUUGCACCAAGUAGUCUACGACCCGCGUCAAAAACGUCGCGUGCAUCUCACACCCCUUGGCACCAACGCUGAGCGACUGCCAUACCUAGGCGAGAUUGAGGUGUCAAACUGUGUUGAGCGAGCCACGGGCCUUUGUAACCCAGCGAGUGGAAAGAGAUACAUAGAAGAGGGGCUCUCUGCACAGGUGGCGACACAGAUUGAUGGCAUGGCCCAGGCACAGGCGAGAGCCGAUGAGGAGAAGGUGAUGCUGCGCCAUGUGGCAACCCACGCGAUCGUGGGACUUGAACACUGA
Monosiga brevicollis MX1 is the source of this 3444-nucleotide messenger RNA. RefSeq lists its product as uncharacterized. Bases 1 to 3444 code for a protein of 1147 amino acids. The transcript is spliced from 35 exons. Gene Ontology annotation, cellular component: nucleus; MCM complex. Lineage: Eukaryota; Choanoflagellata; Craspedida; Salpingoecidae. Gene Ontology annotation, biological process: DNA replication initiation; double-strand break repair via break-induced replication; mitotic DNA replication. The record is from RefSeq and is a predicted model, not a curated record. Gene Ontology annotation, molecular function: ATP binding; nuclease activity; single-stranded DNA binding.